AUGGCGGCCACGGUAUGGGCUAAAUUUGCGGCGCUCACAGUGGUGGUCUUGAUCGCCUUUCUUUCAUAUUCAUCUCAAUAUCUCUUCUACCGCAUUGAACCUGGCCCUUUGACCCAGAAAGAGAAGAUCGUCUUCAAUGCACUGGUUGCAUGUAUAUGGAUUUGCUACGCACGUGCUUGUAUCACUGAUCCCGGACGAGUUCCGCUGGAUUGGGCCGAUGCCACCGAAACGAGACAGAGGUAUUGUCGCAAAUGCGAGGCCAUCAAACCUCCGCGAUCACAUCAUUGCAAAGUUUGCCAAAGAUGUAUCCCGAAGAUGGACCAUCACUGUCCUUGGACCGUCAACUGUGUAUCUCAUUUCACUUUCCCUCACUUCGUGCGGUUCCUGUGGUACGCAGUUUCUGCAAUGUGCUAUCUGGAGUACUUUUUGUACGUACGAGCGGAAGUCGUUUGGCAGAACCGAAUGCUCCCCAGUUACCUAGGCCCUUCCAUAACACAACUCCUUCACUUAUUCAUUUUGAUCCUUGUCAACUCACUAACUCUGUUUUUGGUCUCAAUCACCUUCCUCCGUACUGUCUGGGGCCUCGGGGCCAAUGUCACCACCAUCGAGAGCUGGGAAAUUGAACGUCACCAUCAAUUACUUCGACGGGCUCGAGUCCUUGGAGGAUAUUUAGAUGGUCCGGAUGGCGUCAGAAUCAAGAUGGUCCGACAAGAAUUCCCAUACGACAUAGGGAUCUGGAACAACAUUGUCCAGGGUAUGGGUUCCGCGAACCCCAUCGCCUGGUUUUGGCCCUUCUCGGCGACUCCAAAGACCAGUGGGUCAACCUUUGAGACGAACGGAUUUGAAGAUCCAGGUACAACUUGGCCACCGCCAGAUCCUGAUCGAAUGCCACGAAUGGACCGCCCUCUGGAUCCUCAUGAUGCUUUUGUCCACCAUCACCCUGGCCCCUCUCCAAGCGAUGAAAUGAUAGCAUUCAAGCAGCGGCAACAGGUUGACGUUCAACAACGUCCUGACCACUACGGCGUCCAGCGAAGAAAACCAUUUCACAAACGCUUUGAAGCCGAUAAUGCUGAGGAUGAUGAAGAUGCACAGAGCGGCGAGGAAGGCUGGCAGGACUCGGGCGGAAAUCGACUGAAAGACUACGGCAUAGAUGAAGAUGCCGAGUUUUACGAUGAAGACAACAUCCCCAUUGCUGAAUUAUUGAAACGACGGAGAGAAAGGCGUUAA
Molecule: messenger RNA, 1227 nt
Organism: Rhinocladiella mackenziei CBS 650.93
Lineage: Eukaryota; Fungi; Ascomycota; Eurotiomycetes; Chaetothyriales; Herpotrichiellaceae
Exons: 3
Coding region: 1-1227 (408 amino acids)
Biological process (GO): protein targeting to membrane; peptidyl-L-cysteine S-palmitoylation
Cellular component (GO): endoplasmic reticulum; Golgi apparatus; endoplasmic reticulum membrane
Molecular function (GO): protein-cysteine S-palmitoyltransferase activity
Source: RefSeq, a predicted model, not a curated record